AUGGCGUCGGCUUCCCUCCUCAAGUCCUCCCCCGUCCUCGACAAAUCCGACUGGUUGAAGGGCCAGUCGUUGCGAUAUGCUCCUGCGGCCUCGGUCUCGGCGCGGUCCCUCCCCGCCGCCUCUCUCACCGUCCGCGCCUCCUCCUACGCCGAUGAGCUCGCCAAGACCGCGGUAAGCCCUCCAGAUCCGUGGCCUACCUUCUCCUUCUUGUGCGGUCGAUGGUGAUUUCUGGUCGCUGACUCUGUGGAUGGAUGGUUUGGGGGGAUCUACGUGGGUUCAGAAAACUGUGGCCUCGCCAGGGCGCGGGAUUCUGGCCAUGGACGAGUCCAACGCGACCUGCGGGAAGAGGCUGGCCUCGAUCGGGCUGGAGAACACGGAGGCCAACCGCCAGGCCUACCGUACACUCCUGGUGUCUGCUCCAGAUCUCGGGAAAUACAUCUCCGGGGCGAUUCUCUUCGAGGAGACGCUCUACCAGAGCACCACCGAGGGGGAGAAGAUCGUCGACAUCCUCACCAAGCAGAACAUCGUCCCCGGCAUCAAGGUGGACAAGGUAAAGCAGAUGCAGAGCCUUCUCGCUGCCAGUUAGCAUCGUCUGUUCGAUUUGGGGACGAUCCGUGAUGCUGAACUCUGAGGCUUUGCUGCUCAGGGACUGGUUCCCCUCGCCGGCUCCAACGACGAGUCGUGGUGCCAGGGUCUCGACGGCCUCGCCUCCCGCUCCGCCGCCUACUACCAGCAGGGCGCCCGCUUUGCCAAAUGGUGAGAUAUCCACUCACUCUUCGCAUCAGUCCGUCCUCUUCCUGGUCUGCUCUGAACUCUCCCCUGCGAAUGUCACCAGGCGCACGGUCGUGAGCAUUCCAAAUGGUCCUUCUGCCCUCGCGGUGAAGGAAGCCGCCUGGGGCCUCGCGCGCUACGCCGCCAUCUCGCAGGUGAGGAACCCUAAUCCCCGUUGCCUCGCAGAUGAGGGACGUCUCCUCCGUCCUCGCUGUGAGAUUGAGCAUCUCCUACUGGUGAUUCUGCGAACAGGACAACGGGCUGGUCCCGAUCGUGGAGCCGGAGAUCCUCCUCGACGGCGACCACGGGAUCGAGAGGACCUUCGAGGUGGCCCAGAAGGUGUGGGCGGAAGUCUUCUUCUACCUGGCAGAGAACAACGUAUUUUUCGAGGGCAUCCUCCUCAAGCCCAGCAUGGUUACCCCGGGAGCAGAGUGCAAGGACAGGGCCACCCCCCAGCAGGUCGCCGACUACACCCUCAAGCUCCUCCGCCGCAGGAUCCCCCCGGCCGUCCCCGGCAUCAUGGCAAGCUCUCCAUCCACCCCGAAGACCAGGCCGCGAAACCCUAAUCAAUCACCCUGGUCUGACGAAAUUCCUCCUUUCCUCGUGUCUCAGUUCCUCUCCGGCGGGCAAUCGGAGGUCGAGGCCACGCUGAACCUCAACGCCAUGAACCAGGCCCCCAACCCAUGGCACGUCUCCUUCUCCUACGCGAGGGCACUCCAGAACACUUGCCUGAAGACCUGGGGAGGCCUCCCGGAGAACGUGAAGGCGGCGCAGGACGCCCUCCUGCUGCGGGCCAAGGCCAACUCCCUCGCCCAGCUCGGGAAGUACACCGGUGAAGGCGAGUCCGACGAAUCCAAGGAGGGGAUGUACGUCAAGAACUACAGCUACUAG
Messenger RNA from Spirodela intermedia, 1662 nucleotides. NCBI's taxonomy places the organism in Eukaryota, Viridiplantae, Streptophyta, Magnoliopsida, Alismatales, Araceae. The record is from the annotation of a GenBank genome assembly.